GAUGCUCCCUUUUAUCUAACCUAAUUCCACCUUCCAAGCUUUCGACCUAUAGCUUCUUACUCAACGAAAAAUGUCGCGGUGAUAGCUCCAGUCAAAAUUUUCAGUUUUGGAUGUGUUGUUAUUGCAAGGUUAUAUUUCAUACAAUGCCUAGAGUUUUUUAUACAUUUUUUACACUGUACACCGCAAAUGCUAGUAAAUUUUGGUGAAUACAAGCCAUUAUAAAAUAUGUACCAAGGUAGAAUAACCAAAAGGUAUGUCCGCAAAAGGCUUUUUGGUAAAAGUAGAACUAGAAAUAUACAGAGUAACGUGUCCAGGAGUAUGGCUGUGCACAAACGGAAAGAUAUCCUUACAAUUGAAGAUGCUGGAUUCCAAAUCCAAACGCAGCUUUGCAGACCGAUGUUUCCUUUACCGUGCAACGAAAAAUACAUUUUUACGAAACCUUCUACAAAGACAGGAAGUUGAUUGACCUCCAGAGAUCGUUGAGCCACGAAACUUUCUAUGCAGAGUUGGUCCAUUGGAAGACAUGCGAUGAGGGUUACGUUCUAGCUAGAUUCUACUCUGCUUUAGAUGAUAUUUUGUAUCCUCCCGGUUUCAAAGGGAACGUUAAAGGAAAGGAGACUGAUCUGUUGAUGGAACCUACUAGUUUAUUUCCAGGAGCGAUUGCACCAAAACUAGAAAUAAGUACAAAAACUACAAUAGAAGAAAUAUUUAAAUCAAUGCCCAAAAUCAACUACUGCGAACAAGUCCCCAAAAAACCACACAGCCCGAGAAAACUUCCUCGAAGAGUCUGCCAUUCAGUAGCUUACAGCAGAGGACAAAAACCAUUCACUGAAGAAAAACACAAAAAACCUCCAUUCGUCUACAGAAGAGUCUCACACGACUUCUUAUUACGUAAAAACAACGCGCCAGACUUAGAACCUACUAAGAAAAAUGGUGUGAAACAAUCAUGUCACUGUUACUGCACGUCAAAAAAUGAACCUUUAUUCACAAGAGUAUCAUCAUCCAAAUUUAACGAUCACACUGACGACUGCUCUAUAUGCACCUCAUACGACGAGUAUUUCCUGCCAGAAAGACACAAAUGCAAAUCGGAAAAUAUGCAAGACUAUCCGAAGCUCUGUCCGUGCUGCAAAGCAGCUAACGGCAAAGGGCAAAGUCUAUGUGAUUGUGCACCGUCCCAAGGUAUCGACGCUGCUGCUGAUAGCUACAGAAGCUGCACUAGCAGUUUAGUGCAGAAGCUGCACAGUAAGUUGAACAAGGUUUUGGAUACGGAGUGUAUCGAGUGUAAGGAUCUUUUCUGUGAAAGUAGAUAAAUAAAAUAUACUGUAGGACGAG
Messenger RNA from Acanthoscelides obtectus, 1332 nucleotides. The record is from the annotation of a GenBank genome assembly. NCBI's taxonomy places the organism in Eukaryota, Metazoa, Arthropoda, Insecta, Coleoptera, Chrysomelidae.